AUGGGUUGGGUCUAUAAUCUCAACGAAAAAGAUCCAAACAGCGAGAUCCCGAAGGUGAUUGGCGUCUGCUUAGCUUUCUCGAUUUUUUCCCUUUUCGCCGUGUGCCUGCGGUUUUACGUGAGAAUCAGCCGCAAUCGGUCUCUGUGGAUUGACGAUUAUGCUGCAUUGGCGAGUUCUGCCCUGACACUUGGUUAUGCUGGCAUCGCUGUGGCUCAAACACGAUGGGGUCAGGGUCUCACUUCAGCCUUUUUUCCAGAGGAAAAUGUAAUCCCUUUCAGCAAAAUACAGUACGCUGGUGGGCCUGUCUACUGUCUCGAUCUUCUCGGCUUCAAGGUUGCCUUGCUAGCUUCAUAUCUGCGCAUUGGCGGGGUCGUUGCUCUAUAUCGAAAAAUAGUAAUCUGUACCAUCGCCAUUUGCGUCGUUAAUCAAUUGAUCUUCACGUUCAUCAUGUCGAUGUCCUGCACACCAAUUGCAAAACAAUGGGAUAGCUCGCUUGAAGGUCAUUGUAUCGACACAAUACCGUUCUACUUUUGCUUGGCAGGCAUAAGCAUAGGCCUGGACAUAGUAAUUAUCGCACUCCCUCUGCCAGUCCUCUGGAGACUGCAGCUUAGGACCAAGCAGAAACUUCUGCUCAUCUGUUUGUUUGCUCUCGGCUUCUUCGUGACGGUGAUUCAGGUCAUCCGUAUAUUCACUAUUAAGGCCUUAAAGACCUACACGGACAGCAAAAGUAUCGUGAUCUGGUCUUGUGUGGAGGUCAGCCUAGGUGUCGUUGUUUCCUGCAUUCCAACUUACGGGCCUUUAUUCAAAUCUCGUGCAUCCACGGACAAAUCAUACCAAACUCCGAACACAGGGCGUUCCUAUCCUCUUGGCACUCUUCAGAACGAGGCUACGACUGGACUAGCAACUGGCAGUUCGCGCAGGAGGAGCGACUUCAAGCAGCUAUGGGAAUCAGAAGGACGACAAACAACAGUGGUUGAGUCAUGUAGAGAUGGCAUACCGGGUGACGCUGAUAGCCAGAAGCAUAUGCUGCCCGAAGCUGAAAACCUAGAAGUCUAUGUGACCUCAGAAUUUACAAUAAAGUCAGCCGCUGCUUUUUGA
Penicillium odoratum is the source of this 1098-nucleotide messenger RNA. Its product is annotated as putative integral membrane protein (Pth11). NCBI's taxonomy places the organism in Eukaryota, Fungi, Ascomycota, Eurotiomycetes, Eurotiales, Aspergillaceae. The transcript has 5 exons. The coding region runs from base 1 to 1098 and encodes 365 amino acids. The record is from RefSeq and is a predicted model, not a curated record.